AAAGGGCUCUGGGCUUCGCGAGGAAAAGGUCCUCGAAGGCUCUACCGCGACGUGCAGCCGCUUCCUCCACUCGGUCCCCUCCCAUGGCGACCGCUCUCCCAACCUCCGCUGCCGCCGCCACCGCCACCGCCGCCGUUCGGAUCUUCCAACCGACCCGGUUCCGCCUCCCUAGAACCUCUUCCGUGCUUGCCCGCAAGCGUUCCGCUAGUCGCCGCCUCUCCGGCAUCACCUGCUCUCCCGGGAUUGCCAGCGUCGCCGGCCAAGCUACGUCCCCGGAGGACGCCGUCCGCAUCGUGGCCGUCGUCGGCGACGGAAGCAUCAGCCCGCUCAAGGAUACGCCAUGGGACGAGGUUAUGCGCCAUACGGCUGAUAGGUUGAAGUGGGUUGAUGAAGGAUUUGAAAUGCUUGUAUUCACUGACAAGUGGAUUGACCAUGAUGAUCUUAAGAAAGAGUUGUCUCGCUGUGAUAUGCUAGUCAAUGUUGCAAUAACAGGCCAGGAGUCUGUUCAGUGGCUUAUGGAUAACAGCAAGAACAUACCGAAUGUACUUUGCUUUCAGUCAUCUCCGUCCUUAGUAAACAAGCUAGGUGGCACGUAUGUUCAAUACACGGGAGAACAGGACUUCUUUGGCAAGCUAAUCAAUGUUGGAAAACCAAGUGGAACAGAGGAAUCAACUGAAGUCCUCAAGACGAUAUCCAAUGCCUGGGAAAGGCACAACUCAGAUGACAUUAGGUUUUGCUUACUUGUUGUGGUUAAUGCAUACAUAAGACCGGUGGCUAUGCUGAAAAACCUUAGGGCAAAAGGUCUGUCUACCCUAGGUUGUAUGAUAACAAACUGCGGUCCUCAAAUACUGAAUUGUUUGUUUGAUCCCGACUGUAGGAAAGCCAUUCAAUGUCUGAAUUCUUGCUCUCCAACCGACCAGGUCUGUAACUAUCGCUGCAUUGCAUCGUACGAGAGUCCACAUCUAGAGGCUUUUUCCCUCUGUGUUUUGCAAAAGCACAACUGCCUUGAGCUCAAUGCUGAGAUCCCUAGUAAGCCCUCUGUGACCCCACUAUCAAUGUUCAGAGAACUAAAGCUUAGCCAUGAAGUUGCAGAAGACCUGUUUGUCGGUUGGCUGGACGGCUUGGAGUGGAGCUGGAGAGUUGUAGCUGGACAAAAUCCAGCAUAUGACCAAUUCCCAUGCCAGUACCAAUUAUUCUACAGAGGGAAAGCUAAAGGUUCAUUUUGGUACGAGCCAAUUUUUCAAGUCAGAACCCUGGAAGGAAAGCUGGUUUGGAGGCGUAGAAAGUACAGAGUGAGAAGAGCUAGCACCCCUGGUACAUUUUAUUUCAGUGUGCUGGAUAAUGGUGUGGUUUCGAAAGAGUUUUGGACAGUUGUUGAUGUUUCGGAUGAUUUCGGCUGGGGUCUGUUCCAUUACCAUGGAGCUGCUCAGGCUGCUGGACAAUCAUACACUGGAGCAGUGCUUGUUACCCCUGAUGGGUCUUAUCCUGACGGGGACAACCCAAGAUUGGACUCUGCUUUGGAGAAAUGUGGUAUCAAGAAAUGGGAGCUUUAUAUGGUUGACAACUGCUCCUGCACGGGCGCGCCUUUGGGAACCCCCGAAGGUUCACGGCUGCAUUACCAGAUCGCUCCAGGAAAAGAAGCUGGCAUUAUGCAGAGAAUAUGAUGUUCACACAGCAUGAAAGGGGCAAUUCCUUCCCCAACUGAUGUACAUGUGCACCUCUACUUACAAAGAUGUAAAGAAUGACCGCCGGUAUUACCAAAUGGAUCUUAUUUGUAAUUGGGAGCUUUUCUCAUCAUGACAGGUCGACGUUGGAUGCAAUGUUCAAGGGGCGUCUUCAUCACUUGUAUAAAUCCUGGAUCCUCACACAUAGCAGGAGUGCAGGACAGAAGGGUUCAUCCUGUGUCUGCUAUGCCAGUCCCACUGUCCCCAGUUCUCUGCUGGUGUUCCGUUCUGGUUGCUGUACAGUUAUCUUUUGCCGCUUACUGUAAACUUAUAGUGAACAUAAACGAGCCAUUAUCGUGUAGACAACUAAGUCGUUAAUACAUGUGUUGUUGCGAUAUUUAA
This is a messenger RNA of Triticum dicoccoides, 2066 nucleotides long. RefSeq names its product violaxanthin de-epoxidase, chloroplastic-like. The record is from RefSeq and is a predicted model, not a curated record. Lineage: Eukaryota; Viridiplantae; Streptophyta; Magnoliopsida; Poales; Poaceae. Bases 84 to 1664 code for a protein of 526 amino acids. Gene Ontology annotation, molecular function: violaxanthin de-epoxidase activity. The transcript has 3 exons. Gene Ontology annotation, biological process: xanthophyll cycle.